Ficedula albicollis (Collared flycatcher) is the source of this 5390-nucleotide messenger RNA. It is a transcript of the gene ITPKA, whose product is annotated as inositol-trisphosphate 3-kinase A. Gene Ontology annotation, biological process: inositol phosphate biosynthetic process. The transcript has 9 exons. The annotation marks the transcript as partial. The record is from RefSeq and is a predicted model, not a curated record. Gene Ontology annotation, molecular function: inositol tetrakisphosphate kinase activity; inositol-1,4,5-trisphosphate 3-kinase activity. NCBI's taxonomy places the organism in Eukaryota, Metazoa, Chordata, Aves, Passeriformes, Muscicapidae. Gene Ontology annotation, cellular component: cytoplasm; nucleus.
CCCCCGCCGCCGCGGCCCGAGGGCGGCGGGCUGAGGACGGGCAGCUCGCUGCACCUGCAGUCCCGCAGGCUGUCCAACUCCUCGGUCUCCUCCACCGGCUCCUCGUCCCUCCUGGAGGACUCGGAGGACGACGUGCUGAGCGACACGGAGUGUAGGAGCCAGGGCAUCGUGCACUUGGAGCACGGCGAGGACACCAGCCAGUCUCCUGUGUCAGAUGCUCAAAAUAAAAAAAAAUCAGGCAUUUCCCAGCAGAAAAAGGCUUGGCACACAAUUAAAACCAUGGUUAACUUACCAGUCAUCAGCCCCUUCAAGAAACGCUACUCGUGGGUGCAGCUGGCUGGGCAUACAGGGAGUUUCAAGGCAGCUGACAGUGGGAAGAUUCUCAAACGUUUCUCAGAGAAUGAGAAGGAGUGUUUUGAGCGAUUGAUGAAAGACCCACUACGCUCCUGCGUCCCUUGCUUCCAUGGUGUGGUGGAGAGAGAUGGCGAGAGCUACAUCCAGCUCGAUGACUUGCUUACUGAUUUUGAAGGGCCAAGUGUGAUGGACUGCAAGAUGGGGAUCAGAACAUACCUGGAGGAAGAGUUGGCUAAGGCACGAGAGAAACCAAAGCUGCGUAAGGACAUGUACAAGAAGAUGAUUGAGGUGGAUCCUCUUGCUCCCACGGCUGAGGAGAAUGCCCAGCAUGCUGUCACCAAACCCCGCUACAUGCAGUGGAGAGAAACCAUCAGCUCUAGUGCCAACCUGGGCUUCAGGAUUGAAGGGAUUAAGAAGGCAGAUGGAACAUGUAACACAAACUUCAAAACUACAAAGACACAGGAGCAAGUUCUACAGGUUUUUGUGGAAUUCAUUGAGGGCAACACAACUAUUCUGAAAAAAUACCUCAAACGUCUGCAGGAAAUUAAUGUCAUUCUUGAAUCCUCAGACUUCUUCAAGCGACAUGAGGUCGUAGGAAGUUCACUACUUUUUGUACAUGAUGGCAGUGGGAAUGCCAAUGUGUGGCUGAUCGAUUUUGGGAAGACCACCCUUCUUCCUGAUGGGCAGACACUGGAUCACAGGAUCCCCUGGCAAGAAGGCAACAGGGAGGAUGGGUACUUGUUGGGAUUGGACAAUUUGAUUGGCAUCUUGGAAAGCAUCACUGAAAGAUGAGUUGAGAAAGGCACAAGACUUGCAGGGCUUCUCUGUAACUUUCUGCUUUAUUGAAGUAGAAGGAAACCUUUAACUCCAAACUCCUGAGGUCCUCAGUGCAGAGGGAGCUGCAUCCAGAACCCAGCAGUCAGUGAUCAAAGUUACUUUGCAUCAGCCCUCUGUGAACCUAAAUGAAUCACUCCAGAUUGGUCUGUAUUGCACCAGAUGAACUUGAGACUGGUCCUCAGAGAAUGAGGAUCUCCAUACUCGGGAAUCACACCAGCGUGAGUCAAGAGGUCUGUGUGGGAAACCAGAAUGAUUAUGGUUUCUGGCAAAAUGAGACUCCAAAUUACUUCUUAGAGAACCAGGGCAAAUGCUUGGGAACUCAGGGCAGGAAAAACCAUUGUUCAGGGAACUGCAUAAUUUUGAAACCAGAAUGGUUUUUUUCCUCUCUAAUUCCGAGUCCUCUUGCUCCUCUGUACACUAUAGGUUGGACCAACAACUUCUGCUGCAUUAUGUUACAAUGUGAGCAAGGUGCAAAUGGGUGAUAAUCAAGAGAAACUGGGAGCAAAGAGAGAGCAGUUUGUAGUGGUUUGAUGUGGCUAACUGCUGUUGGUCAUUUCUCCCCUUCCCUUAGCCUUGCCUCUCUCCAAGUACAGCCUUGGCUUUUUCUGUAGCCACUCAGGAGAUUACCAAUACUCUAGGGAGAGAAUAGCAGCCUAUCGUCUCCAAAAACAUUUGACUUUCUAACUGGGUGGGCUGUUGGAUAUGUUACUAAGUUGGAGAGUUAAGCCUCUGGCAGCUGAUCUGCAGCUCCAAAAAUCACUAAUGAUCUUUCACAAGACUGGUCAGGGAACUAAGUUUUUUUUCCAAGGCUUGUUUAUUUUUGAAGAUAAAACCGCUAUACACAUGCACACACUAGUAGUCAGCAACCAGUGUGAUCUCUGAAGAUCAUGGUUUGACUCUCCUAAUGCACGUGACUUCUUGGCCAUGUUCCUGUUCUCAAAUAUGAUGCUGCCACUUACAUGUAUAAAGUGGCACACCAAUCAGGGAGGUCAUGUUUCUGCAUUCACAGCAUUACACAAUGACGAGAUAAUUCCCAGGCAUCCUUCCUCCAAGGUAUCAGCUGUUAUCUCCAGGCAGUUUGGGUGAAGGAAUGUCAAUAUAUUAUAUCCUAUAAUAAUAAUUCCCAUCUGGAAUCACAGGGUGAUCUGUGCUUCAUUCUUUUGCUUUGGUCCAGGCAUAGCCACAGAAAACUUGUUUCUUGCAAUGGCUUCACAUCCCUUCUCUCUUGGUUGCCUCUAGUCACUGGAACAGGUUUUUGUAUACUGGCAGUAUAAAUACUAUCCUAAGUCACAUGUUGAUUCACAUUCCAGGUUUUAACAUCAAUAAUGUGGUCAUGCAGUUUUCACGAUGCAGGUAAGAGUUACAUUACCAGUUGAUGGUUAAAACCCUUUCAACAUCUAGAGGUAGUAAUGCACGUUGAUCAGAAAUUCCUGUCUUUUGCUGAUGUCCUGUGCUCAGAAAAGAGCCUGAGAACUUUGAUAUAUGAAGGUAACUCCACUUUUGGGAAACUGCUGUUUUCAUAAUAGUUGAUAUCAUAAACAAAAAAAACUACUAUAGAGUCCAGAUCUGGAAUAAAAUCUGUAAUACUUGUAAGUAGUGUUGGAAAGCCUAUAAUAAUUUCUAAAAAAGUUACUUUAUGUAACACACUACUGUAUUAGAAGAUCAGUCAGAUUUAAUUACAUUUUUUCAAUUCUAAACAAAACAGGAGUAUUGAAAAUUGAAGCUCAGUUAUGAUGUAAAAGUUAGAUGACGUAGAGUGGGUAUUCUAUAGCCAGUAAUGACAUGUGGAAAUAUUUCAUCUUAAAUCAGAAGUUGUCUGAAACUGGUAAUUAUUUUUUCAGUUCACUGCAAAUUCAGAUGACUUCUGUGGCUUCCUUGAGCUUCUCUGUUUUAUAUUUAUUAGUAGCAUGUUAAUGAAUUUUUCACUUAGAAGUUUCAGAGUGCUUGCAUUAGGUUUUUAUGAAGUGACAGUGAGCUCAGGUUAUAUCAUGCCAGAUGCCUCCUAACUUUUGAACUGCUGUGAGAUGACAAAUGAAUCUGAAGUGAAUUCCAUAUUCCAUAUUUAAUUCCAUAGUUAAAAAAAUGUAUUUCUCCUUUUCUCCAGCCAACAGGUAAGCCACUGAAUAGCAGUGCCUAAGGAGAACAGCAAUGCUUAAGGACAAUAGCAAGUAAAUAGGUCUCACAGGCAGGACUUGAAUGACAUUGUUUUUUUUAUGAGACUGCAAUUGCAAGCUGUCCUACCAUAAUUAAAGAGAAUUAUAAAAGUUAGAAAUAAGAUUAGGAGAUUAAUCUUCAAAGUUAAAUUUCUUUCUUCUUUUACCACAUAUGUGAAUCUUCUGCACCAAUGUAACCUGUUUUCUGGAGGGGGGAUCUAAACAGUAGAGGUUGCUGUUCAAAUGUCAGAUGAGAGUUUAAGAAAAAACUUUUUGAAUGACUGUCCAGUUGUGGACCAUCUACAGUGUGGUAGCAAUAGCUUCAAAGAAAACUCCUGGUAGCACCUGGCUGGUUUUGCAGUACAUGGUCCUUGGGGAAAACAUGGAGAAGGUUCGUUCCACUGCAGUAACUAGAAAUGUCAGGGAAAAAGGAAAAUCUCUGCUAUAGCAGACACUGAUCUGGGAACUCAUUCUAGAUGAUAUAUAGUUCUAGGAAGUUAGUUUUGAAAUGGCUCUUUGUCUUGCGAGGGGAUUAGAAAGAAAGAAACACAAUCAGAUGUUGCUGUUAUGGGAAAGAAGGGGGCAGCUUUUCAUAGCAAACUGUGAGUAGGACUUCAGCUGAGCGCUGGAGCCUAAGGAGCUGAGACUGUGAGCUCAGAAGCAAACUGCCCCAGGGUAAGUUUUAGAUUGCUUGUUUCUCUUCAGGUGGCCCAGAGCACCUGUCUGUGGAAGCAGCAUGGCCUUCUUUCACUGUGGGGUAAGUUGUGUUGAGUAAGCUUCUAUUUACCAGAGAGCCAACAUGGUGCAUGUGCACAGGCAUGUAGCACAGGGGGAGUGAUGCACGGUAACCACAGAAUUUGUUCACAAGUCCAGAAUGUUGCUCAUUAAUGCAUCUGCUGAGCUAGUGCCUCGCUCUGGAGACACUGAGCAGGUGUGAUUGCACAGCAGGGUCAGAAGUGCUGGCCUAGAGGCACUUUGGUGCUGAACAGAUCACCUCUGACUUAGGUUCCCAGGUCUUUAAACUCACUGGUUAGAUGCAGCAGUGCUGUAGCUGCUGCAUUCCUUUGUGAAUCGAAAAGUAGGACUUCUCUCCCUCUGUUUCAUCACUGAGUUGGCUUUUUUUUUUUUUUUUGCCUUGGACUACUUUCCUAGGCAUUAUUUUGUUCCAAUCUGAACCUUGUGGGAAUGGUGUGAGGCUGUCCUUCAUUAGUGCCUGCAAGCUGCUGUGAGAUUCUUUGGAGGAAGGUGCAAUAUAGAAAGAAAUGCACAGAGAUUAGAUAAGUUUAAAAAUUAUGGGUGUUGAGACCCCACAGAAAUACAAAUUUGGCUGAAAUUUAACCAAAGUGGGAAAACUUAAAUCCCUCUACAUUUUGUACAGGGAGAUACUCAUUUAAAGUCUCAUCCAGUUCCUGUUAAAGGGAAAGAUUUCAAUGGGAGUUGGACCAAACCCUUAUGUAUCUCAGAGGGCUUUUGCUACUUUUUUAUUGCUGUUGUUAUUAUUUGUUAUUCUUAAGGUACUGAGAUCAAAUGGCCUGUAUCAUCCACAUGCAUCCGUUCUGAACACUACAAUGCAAUGCUGACAUUGACUGUAUUGGAUGAGUGUUUGUUACUCUGAAGUGUGUAUGCUACUAAAUAAAUGAGACUGAAGGAAAAAGACAUCUGCUAUGAUUUCGUUGUGUCAGAUUAAUAUCUAUUCUUCAAGAAUUUCCUUAGGGAAGAGAGAAAAAAUUUCAGUGUUUCUUUUGCCUUUAGGCUUUAGCAUCUGGUACUUCCUAAAGCAAAACCAGUUCUAAGACAUCUAAAGCCAAAUGGUGGAGCUUGGUUCCAAAACCUGAUGUAGUUAUUACCUUUAGAACUUGAUUUACACAAAGCUUGUCAUCUUCCUCCAAGGUAAGCUCUGUCUCAAAAAUCUCAGUGACUAGCCUACAGCACAUAACAAAAAUGGGCAGCAAGAGGCACUUGUCAGACUCAGAGUACUAAACUGUUCCCCUGGACAGUUUUGUGUGGACAUGGGGAAGAAGCACUGAACACUCCAGGACUGGCAAC